AUGGAAGAUGAUAAUGGAAUUACAGAAGAAGCAGAAGCCCCGAAUCAGAACGGCCAAGGACCAUCAGCAGUCUCUUCAAUGGUCAGAGCAUUUCCCUGGAAGCUUUCUUCACGGCGAUUGGAUACGUCCAAGAUUCAUGGUUUCGACGGAGAAGUAACCGUCCUGAUGAAUCUGCUUCUCCGAGUACCGGGCCAUGACGAUGGAUUCAAAGCAAUCGCCAUCGUUGGCGGAUCUGGCAUCGGCAAGACAACACUCUGCAAACUCAUCUUCAGCAAGCCGGAGAUUAAAAAACAGUUUCUCCCCAGGAUUUUUGUGUCGAUACCGGCUGCUCAUCAGCCAAUCGAGAUAGUCAGAUCAAUUUUAACUCUCCUAGGGCUUGGGGAUGAGAUGAUUUCCUCAAUUGAGAGUGAUCAUGGUUUGUCUGGUUUGGUUUAUACAACGUAUUUGCAAUUGGUAGGCAAGAGGUAUUUGAUCGUGCUGGAUGAUUCCGAUUCGAUCUCCACUCCAAAUCCCUGGUUCGAAGAAUUGAAAUCUUCGAUUACUGCCGACGAAGAAUUGAGCGAUAAACUUGCCUAUGGAUUUCCGAAAGGACACGGCGGAACAGUUAUCGUAGCGAGCAGGAACGAGGAAAUGGCGAAGAAAAUGGUUGGGGGAGAGAAUAUACAUGAGCUUCAUCCCAGAUCUGACUCUGAGAGUUGCUGGUUGAUAUUCAAGGACACGGUGGAGGAAGUUCGGAAACCUUUCAAUCCCACCAAUGGCGACGCCCUGAAAAAGGAAAUCACAAGGAAGUGCGGCGGCGUCCCGUCGGCGGCCAAGAUUAUUGGAAAGAUCAUGCGUGAGCAACUCGAACAAUGA
Messenger RNA from Carica papaya (papaya), 855 nucleotides. Its product is annotated as putative disease resistance protein At4g19060. The record is from RefSeq and is a predicted model, not a curated record. Gene Ontology annotation, molecular function: ADP binding. Lineage: Eukaryota; Viridiplantae; Streptophyta; Magnoliopsida; Brassicales; Caricaceae.